This is a messenger RNA of Scheffersomyces amazonensis, 1395 nucleotides long. RefSeq names its product lipase family protein. Gene Ontology annotation, biological process: lipid catabolic process. The transcript has a single exon. Bases 1 to 1395 code for a protein of 464 amino acids. Gene Ontology annotation, molecular function: triacylglycerol lipase activity. Lineage: Eukaryota; Fungi; Ascomycota; Pichiomycetes; Serinales; Debaryomycetaceae. The record is from RefSeq and is a predicted model, not a curated record.
AUGAGAAAUUGGUUAAUCAGUGUGGUUUGCUUGCUAUUUUUGUUUGGAACUUUAUUAGUGGAAGCUGCACCAGUAACUGUUCUUACUCCAACUGAAGACCCUUUUUACACAGCACCUAAUAACCUUGAUGAUUAUAAACUUGGAGAUAUAAUUAGAUCCAGAAUAUCACCUCACCCGAUUAGAAGUAUUUAUUUUAAAGUUGAUGUGAAAAGUGCCUGGCAAUUAUUGGUAAGAUCAGAAGAUACUUUUGGCAAUGCUACAGCAAUUGGUGUAACUGUAAUUGAACCAUAUAAUAGCAACAAAACUCGAUUACUUUCUUAUCAAGUUGCCGAAGAUUCUGCAAGUCCUAACUGUGCUAUGUCUUAUGCAUUCCAAUACGGUGCUUCAAUGAAUACACUUGUUACGCAAUUUGAAAUGUACUUUAUACAAGCAGCUCUCGAUUUAGGUUGGUAUGUUACAAUUCCUGAUUAUGAAGGUCCACAAGCUGCAUUCACAGCUGGGAGACAAGCAGGACAUGCAGUUUUGGAUGGAAUAAGAGCAACUUUACAUUCAGGUAAUAUUACAGGGGUUGAUGAAAAUGCUCAAUUGACUAUGUGGGGAUAUUCUGGAGGUUCUUUAGCAACUGGAUGGGCAGCUGCUCUUCAACCAGAUUAUGCACCUGAAUUAAAGGAUAAAAUACUUGGAGCUGCACUUGGAGGCUUUGUAACAAAUAUUACAGCUACUCUUGAUGCACAAAAUGGUAAAAUCUUUGCUGGAUUACUUUCUUCAGGUAUAAACGGGUUAAUGCAAGAAUAUCCUCAGUUAAAUGAACUUGUAAGACUGAAAAUUGCAAGUGACAAAUUAGAAGACUUUUUGUAUGGUUCAAAAUCUUGUAUGCUUCCUUCUUUAUAUCAUUUUAUGGAACAUAAUUUCUUUUACGGAGAAGACAAAUAUUUUACCGAUGGACCAGCAAUAUUAUCAGAACCAAUUGUACAAGAAAUCCUAAGUGAAAAUACAUUAGCAUUACAUAAUAAUUCAGAAAUCCCUGAAAUACCCUUAUUUGUUUAUCAUGGUGAACUUGAUCGAAUUGUUCCAAUAGUUGGAUCAGAACGAGCAUAUAAUAAUUGGUGUGACUGGGGAAUAAAAUCAUUUGAAUUUGCUCCAGAUCUUUUAAAUGGACACAUCACAGAAUUUGUUCUCGGAGCUCCAGCCGCUUUAGCAUGGCUUGUAGAUAGAUAUGAAGGGAUUCCACCAGUUGAUGGAUGUAAGAAGACUGAAAGAAUUAGUAAUUUAAUGUAUCCAGGAGCUCUGGAAGCCAAUAAAGUUUACUUUGAAGCAGCCUAUACAAGUCUUCUUGGAUUACCAAUUGGACCAGAUAGUAACUUAACUUUUGGAGAAAUAGCUUCAAAGGUUUAA